This is a messenger RNA of Bombus pyrosoma, 669 nucleotides long. It is a transcript of the gene Srp19, whose product is annotated as signal recognition particle 19 kDa protein. The record is from RefSeq and is a predicted model, not a curated record. Gene Ontology annotation, cellular component: signal recognition particle, endoplasmic reticulum targeting. Gene Ontology annotation, biological process: SRP-dependent cotranslational protein targeting to membrane; SRP-dependent cotranslational protein targeting to membrane, signal sequence recognition. Bases 72 to 512 code for a protein of 146 amino acids. Gene Ontology annotation, molecular function: 7S RNA binding. The transcript has 3 exons. Lineage: Eukaryota; Metazoa; Arthropoda; Insecta; Hymenoptera; Apidae.
AUUUCCAUAUACUGAUAAGGGUUUGAAUUAAUAGUACCGAUUAUUCCGUGAAACUAUCGAUAAUAUCAAAUAUGGCGCUCGCAUGGAACCCAUCAAAGAAACACAGCGACCGUGAAAGAUGGAUUUGUAUUUAUCCGAUAUACCUAAAUAGUAAGAGAACUCUAGCAGGGGGUCGGAAACUUCCAAAAGACAAAUGUGUCGAAAAUCCAACAUAUCAAGAAAUUCGUGAUGUUUUGGUAGCAGCUGGUUUCAACGUUGGAGUAGAAAACAAACGACAUCCACGAGAACGUAGCAAAGAAUUAUUAUUUCGCGGACGUAUUCGCGUACAACUCAAAAAUGACGAUGGUACUCCUGUGAAAUCAGAAUUUCCCACUAGAGAUUCGGUUUUGGCAUAUGUGGGCACGACCAUUCCAAAGUUAAAAACUCGACAAGGAAAGCAAUCCAGUGGUGAACAAUCUUCUCAGCCAUCAAGUUCAUCGUCAAAGAAAGGAAAAGGAAAGGGGAGAAGAUGAUAAAGAUAUAGAACAUAACUAUAUUUGUUACUUAUGUAUAUUUUUGUGUUGAAAUGAGAAUUAUUCUCACGUACAAAAAUAUUAUAUUACAACUUGUACAAACCUUUUAAAGGGAAGUUUUAAACUGAAUGCAUUCAUACAUACAAAUAUCUUAAAA